This is a messenger RNA of Fomitiporia mediterranea MF3/22, 1380 nucleotides long. Its product is annotated as SET domain-containing protein. The coding region runs from base 1 to 1380 and encodes 459 amino acids. Lineage: Eukaryota; Fungi; Basidiomycota; Agaricomycetes; Hymenochaetales; Hymenochaetaceae. The record is from RefSeq and is a predicted model, not a curated record. Gene Ontology annotation, cellular component: nucleus. The transcript has 4 exons. Gene Ontology annotation, molecular function: protein binding.
AUGAAGCAAAAUGUCCGAGUGGAUAAAUCGACAUCGGAAAUUCUAUGGCAGAAUGAUUACAUCCAGCUAUCUGACCAUCCAACGGCCAGGAACUUGGCACUGGCCAAGCAUGCUCUUCUACCAGGCCAAAACAUACUCACAGACUCUGCUCUUGCCACUGCGUUGCUCCCGGAACAAAAAGGUCUCAGAUGCGAUGCAUGCUUUCGGAAAGCGCACACACUGAGGCGUUGUUCGGGCUGUGUUGCAUAUUGGUACUGCGGAAAGGACUGCCAAACUCGUCACUGGAACGUCAUCCAUAAAUACAUGUGCAAGAACAUUUCAAAUUUUUGCAUAUCGUCAGACUUCCAAGCAAGCCCGAUUCACGCUCGAACAGAUGCGUUUCUCCUCAGUCACUUGGUAGCGGAACAAUCAGAAAGGCUCGAGAUAAGCGGAGAAAAUUUACGAGAGGGUUUCAACGAUCCGCUGGCGACUUUCGUUUCAUUACUUCCUUUAUCUGCAGCUUCGGUACCGGAUACGCCACUGAUUUGCCCAUUAUCACGCUCCAGUAUAGCCUCUCCAGCUGUAAUCAAGGAGAUUUUCAGUCGCUUCAGCAACAAUAACUUUAUCGUCCAUUCGCAUUUGUCUGCGGUUGGUCACGGAAUAUUUCCACUGGCCAGCCGGUUGUUCAACCAUUCGUGCUUGCCUAAUGCCAUUGUUACAUACUCCUUCACUAGCGAAGGUAUCCAGAUGGUUGUAAAGGCCUUGACGCCAAUCAAACAAGGCGAGGAAAUUACUAUUCCGUAUUUCGACCCAGCGCUUCCCUACCAUCAACGACAGGCAAUCUGUCGUUAUUCAUAUGGAUUUGAAUGUACCUGCUCUGUGUGCAUGUUCCCCAGGUGUACAGUCGACGCUCGGGAACCACCUUCCGAACCAGGCGAACGCGAAAGGAUUGAAAACAUGCUUUUGAAGUAUGCCUUCCCAGAUCUCGAAUUGACUUGGUCCUCUCGGGCACUGGUAUCUGGAUUACCUGAAGAGCUCCACGUUGUCUUGCAUGAAAAAUUCUUGCCAGCUCUUUCUGAGACUUUCAGCAAUGCUUCACAUGAUGGACCCCAUGAUCUUGCUCUGCGAACUGGCCUCGUGUUGUUAGCACUUUACAUGGUCAUAUAUCCACCGCGAUUCCCCCAAGCCGGCGUACAUUGCCUUGAGAUAGCCAAAACUGAAUGGAACGCUUCGAUUACGGCGGCAAGUAACGAUACUGCUUCCACCGAGUACUUGCGGACUGCCCGCAGGUUCUUAUCUUUGGCUAUGGACUCACUGAACGUGUUCGGUCGGGAAGGAGAUGUUGAGGACGGCCCGUUUGUGGAGUGCAUGACGCUUGACGAGCUGCUGAAAUCAGUGUAA